Molecule: messenger RNA, 3903 nt
Organism: Pectinophora gossypiella (pink bollworm)
Lineage: Eukaryota; Metazoa; Arthropoda; Insecta; Lepidoptera; Gelechiidae
Exons: 2
Coding region: 1-3903 (1300 amino acids)
Source: RefSeq, a predicted model, not a curated record
AUGGAAGGGUUACAUGAAGCUCAAAUAGAUAACUACAUACAAAUAGACAAGUUAUACACUAAUUACAAAAAGACUUCUAAGGAAAAGUUAACUAAGCCAUACAUAGAAGCUAGAUAUGAAAUAUUGGAAACUUAUUGGAAAGAUUUUCAGACCAGGCAUUCAACUUUAUUGUCUAUUAAAGCGUCAGAAAGAAAAGAGUUCGAAUACUUUAGCAAACAUUGUUAUGAUACUUGCAUGGAGAUUUAUUUAGAUAUGAAAACACGUAUGAAGGAAAAGUUGAUGGAGUUAGACGGAGUAAAAAAUCGUCCUGCAAGUAUUAUUGAAUCAUCAGAUCAAUCACAAUGUAAGCAGCCUGUCGUCUCAACUAAGUUACCAGCAGUACAGUUGCCCACCUUCUCAGGCGAUUACAAGAGUUGGCUAUCAUUCCGUGAUUUAUACGAGUCACUGGUGCACAACAAUCCCAACAUCAGUAAAGUUAACAAAUGUCAAUACUUGAAGACAAGUUUACAAGGAGAAGCAGAGAACUUGGUUAAGCAAAUACAAGUAUCAGAGGCAAAUUAUGACACCAUUUGGGAUAUGCUUACCAAACGGUACGACAACAAGAGAAGUAUAGUGAAUGCUUACAUAGAAAAAUUGCUAAACCAAAAGAGAGUAACAACCUUGUCUUCUAAAGCUAUAAGAGAACUUUUGGAUACUACAACGGAAUGUUUAGCUACCCUAAAGAGCCUAAAGUUGCCUACAGAUAACUGGGAUGAUUUGAUAGUCUAUAUUGUUAUACAGAAGUUAGAUCCUGAGUCACACAAGUUAUUCGAACAACGAAUUGAAUCAACUGAUACAUUGCCUACCUGGAAUGACUUAUCAAAAUUUUUGGAGUUAAGAUUUCGUACAUUAGAAGCUGUAAAAUACAAAGAAAGUUCACAAGUCAAGCACGCUACAUCUAUAUCUACUAAAAGCUUUGCUACGGGUAUUACUGAUAACGUUAAAUGUGUCUUUUGUAAAGGAGAGCACUUCAUAUUCAAGUGCAAGGAUUUUCAACAGUUGGACAUAAAUGAGAGGAAGGACUUUAUACAAAAGAACAUGCUAUGUUUCAACUGUCUUAGAAGAGGCCAUUCAGCUUACAAGUGUUUACAGUCCACUACAUGCAAAAAAUGCGGCAGAAGACAUCACUCCUUAAUACAUGGAUACAUCACAACUAAAGAGCCACUGCAAUCGGAACACACAGAGUCACAAGAAGUAAAUGUACAAACAACAACAGCUAUACACACGGGAAACUCAUCAGGAGAAUGUGCCAUUGUCUUAGCCACUGCAUUAGUCAAUGUCAGAUCUCAGAGAAAGGACAAUGAGUACACUACACUGCGAGCUCUAGUAGACCAGGGAUCGCAGGCAUGCUUAAUUACAGAGGCUGCGUGCCAACACUUAGGUUUUAAGAGAGUGCCUAUUUAUGGUAAUGUCACCGGAGUUGGCUCAAGCAAGAGUACUACAAAAGCAAAGGUAGAGUUUGACAUCACGUCAAAAUACAACCCUCACAUUUCUCACAGAGUGAAUGCAUAUGUCUUAUCGACAUUGACAUCUUGCUUACCUCAGAAAACUCAGUCUGUUGAAUGGCCAGAAAUUGCAGACUUAGAGUUAGCAGAUCCAACGUUCUGCAAGCCAGGCAAGAUUGAUCUCAUUUUGGGAGCAGAUAUAUAUGCAGAGAUAUUACAACAUGGAAUGUUGAGUUUAAGAGAAGAUACACAAACACUAAUCGCACAGAGAACCACAUUAGGUUGGUUAAUUUCUGGUAAGAGUAAGAGUAACGAAAUACUGAGAAACAAAAUACUGAGAAACGAAAUACAGAAAAACAAAGUACAGAGAAACGAAGCACAGAGAAACGAAGCACAGAGAGACGAAGCACAGAGAAACGAAGCACAGGGAGAAGAAGCACAGAGAAACGAAGUACAAGGAAACGAAAUACAUACAGAGAUACAUAUACAUCAUACAAGAGUAGAGAUGGACACACUUCUUAAAUCAUUUUGGGAGAUUGAAGAGAAAACUGAGACACCAAUACAAACCAAUGAAGAGAAACGGUGUGAAAAGUUUUAUGAAGAGACACAUAAGAGAUUAGAGGAUGGGCGUUACAGAGUUCAACUACCUUUCGUUACAUACCCGCCAGACCUCGGAGAAUCACUUACACUAGCUACACAGAGACUAAACUACUUAGAAAGGAAAUUCAAGAGUAAACCAGAAUUAAAAGAGAGAUACGAUCAAUUCAUGCAUGACUAUUUACAACAAAAGCAUAUGGAAGUUAUAGAAGAAGAGGAAGAGAUACAAAAGGAUAAAGUUUGUUACUUACCACACCACGCUGUCGUGAAUGAACAGCAUCUCACUACCAAACUACGCGUCGUGUUUGAUAGUUCAGCGAAGACGAGUAAUGGAAAGUCACUUAAUGAGAAUUUGAUGAUCGGUCCAGCCUUGCAGAAUGAUAUCAGAGAUGUUACGUUAAAAUGGAGAAAACAUCAAGUAGUUUUGAUUGGUGACAUUAGACAAAUGUACCGUCAAAUUCAAGUACACCCUAGAGACACCGAUUAUCAAAGGAUUCUUUAUAGAUUUCACGACAAAAUACAACACUUUAGACUCACUACUGUGACAUAUGGUACAUCAUGUGCGCCAUAUUUGGCUAUUAAAACUUUAAAGCAAAUAGCUGAAGAUGAGAGGCCAAACUUUAAAGAAGAAGUUAUUGAGACGGCAUUGAAUGACUUUUACAUCGAUGAUCUUCUGACGGGUCAUUCUACUGAAGAGAGUGUCAAGAUUCUCAAACAAGAUCUUGUCUUAUUACUACAGAAAGGAGGAUUUCUACUACACAAAUGGGCUUCUAACUCUCCAAAUAUUGAGGGUGCAGAGCAAACUACUCGCAAGAUACUGGGAAUAAACUGGAAUGGUCACACUGAUAAGUUUGAACUGCAAAUAACACUCCCACCUGUUAGCAAUCAAGUCACCAAACGCACUGUUUUGUGUGACAUCGCCAAAAUCUAUGAUCCUGCAGGUUGGCUAGCACCUGUGGUUGUUGUUGCUAAAAGUAUGCUACAAAAGUUAUGGCUCAAUAAGUUAGAUUGGGAUGACCAGUUAACAGAGACUCUUAGGGACGAAUGGUUUCGAUAUAGAGAGGAAUUAGAGAAAAUGCCAACUAUAGAGUUGCCAAGAUGGAUCGGCAUUACUGAUGACGUCGAGAGGAUUGAGCUCCACGGAUUCUCCGACGCAUCUACCAUCGCCUACUCAGCUGUGGUAUACUGCAGAGUCAUCACACCCACUGCUAUACUGGUGACUAUGCUUGAAGCUAGAACGAGAGUUGCUCCGGUAAAGCAAGUCUCUUUACCGAGGCUAGAACUAUGUGGCGCAGUUCUGUUAGCCAAGUUGUUGCACAGAAUUCAAUCUGCGCUAACUAUACCAAAUCAAGAUGUUUACGCUUGGACAGACGCUACAAUUGUGUUGGCAUGGCUUCAACGUACUCCCAGCUGCUGGACUACCUUUGUAGCGAAUAGAGUUACCGAGAUCAUCAAUGUCGUCGAGAAGGAGAGAUGGCAUCACGUGACAUCGCAGGACAACCCUGCUGAUGUGGCAUCGCGAGGGAUUUCACCGACCGAGCUUCCCGACCACAUCCUCUGGUGGAGGGGGCCUGGCUGGCUCAACGAGAGAGACGCAUUGCCGACUAGAAGAUCAGAUGUCGAGAUAGAACCUACAGAAGAAGAAAUGAAAGUUAAAGUGCAUGUCAGUGUUAAGCUGAUGUGUUGCGCAGCGGACGUGCUAGAAGGCAAGGGUACGGUACAAGUAGCGAUCACAGUGACGGAGCUUCUACGACGUCACAAUUCGCGCACCUCCCCCCCACACGCUGCGCCCGCGCCGGUUGCCGCCGCGCACGCCACCUAG